This is a messenger RNA of Gasterosteus aculeatus aculeatus (three-spined stickleback), 1458 nucleotides long. Lineage: Eukaryota; Metazoa; Chordata; Actinopteri; Perciformes; Gasterosteidae. The record is from RefSeq and is a predicted model, not a curated record.
GAAACUUGUUUAACCAUGUGCCAUUGUGUACGUGUAUCAUCAAAUCUAAAAAAUGUGCUGAUAAGUGACGUCUUUAGCCUUUAAACUGUGUCCAUAUAAAAGACCGCAAUAGAUUUUUGUCACAUCAGAUGUAAGGUUUGCAACAUGGUGCAAAGUGGACGAAAUAGACACUGAAAUAGUUUUAAACAUCAAGAGCAGUGAGGGUGGGGAAUUCAAAACGUUUCAUCUUUCUCUUCACCUGGAUUCAAAAGAAAAAGGAUGGCUGUGGCACAGAUAAUAUCAAUCUUCCUGAUUAUAAUGGUGACUGCUGCACCUACAACUACAGCAGCUUCAACCGACGCAACAGUGACUGCUGCAAGUACAACAGCGGAUCGGGCAAGUUCCGCAACAGUGGCUGAUGCACCUUCAACUGCAGCAGCUUCAACUGCCACAACAGCGACUGAUGCAACUACUACUACAGCAGCAACGACUGCUGUUCCGACAACAGUAGCAUCUUCAACUGAGGCAACAGCGACUGCUGCAAGUACAACAGUGGAUCCUGCAACAGUGACUGAUGCACCUACAACCACAAGAGCGUCAACUGACACAACAACGACUGCUGCAAGUACAACAGCGGAUCCGGCAACUUCUGCAACAGUGACUGAUGAACCUACAACUGCAGCAGCUUCAACUGCCACACCAGCGACUGAUGCCCCUACAACUACAGCAGCAACGACUGCUGUCCCGACAACAGCAGCAUCUUCAACUGACGCCACAGCAACUGCUGCAAGUACAACAGCGGAUCCUGCAACGUCUGCAACAGUGACAGAUGACGUUUCAACUGCAGUAGCAACGACUGCUGCACCUACAACUGCAGCAGCUUCAACUGCCACAACAGCGACUGAUGCAAGUACAACAGUGGAAACUGCAACUUCCGCAACAGUGACUGAUCCACCUACAACUACUUUAGCUUCAACUGACGCAACAGUGACUGCUGCAAGUACAACAGCGGAUCCGGCAAGUUCCGCAACAGUGGCUGAUGCACCUACAACUGCAGCAGCUUCAACUGCCACAACAGCGACUGAUGCAACUACUGCUACAGCAGCAACGACUGCUGUUCCGACAACAGUAGCAUCUUCAACUGACACAACAACGACUGCUGCAAGUACAACAGCGGAUCCGGCAACUUCUGCAACAGUGACUGAUGCACCUACAACUGCAGCAGCUUCAACUGCCACACCAGCGACUGAUGCAACUACUGCUACAGCAGCAACGACUGCUGUUCCGACAACAGUAGCAUCUUCAACUGAGGCAACAGCGACUGCUGCAAGUACAACAGCGGAUCCUGCAACGUCUGCAACAGUGACAGAUGACCUUACAACUGCAUUAGCAACGACUGCUGCAACUACAACUGCAGCAGCUUCAACUGCCACAACAGCGAAUGAUGCAAGUACAACAGCGGAUCUUGCAACUUCCGCA